GCAUUUCGCUUCCUCCCUCCUGCAAGGCCAGGGAACCAUGUGUUGGCGGGAUUAAUCUUUGCCCACAAUGUCUCUGCAAAGGUUUCUGCAGCGGCAGGGCAGCAAUGGCAAUUUGGAGUACUGUGCUGACUCUGCCUACGGCUCCUACUCCGUCCUCACGGGCCAGCUCACGAUGGAAGACAACCGAAGGAUUCAAGUGCUGGCAGACACUGUAGCUACUUUGCCCCGGGGACGAAAGCAGCUUGCGUUGGCCAGAUCAAGCUCUUUGGGUGAUUUUUCCUGGUCUCAAAGGAAGGUUGUUACUGUGGAAAAGCAGGACAAUGGAACAUUUGGAUUUGAAAUUCAGACCUACAGACUCCAGAACCAGAACAUCUGUUCCUCAGAAGUGUGCACUAUGAUCUGCAAAGUGCAGGAAGACAGCCCCGCUCACUGUGCUGGCCUGCAAGUUGGUGACAUCUUUGCAAAUGUCAAUGGUGUGAGCACAGAAGGCUUUACUCACAAACAAGUGGUUGACCUGAUCCGAUCAUCAGGAAAUCUGCUAACGAUAGAGACUCUUAAUGGAACAAUGAUUCACAGAAGAGCAGAACUUGAAGCAAAACUGCAGACUUUAAAGCAAACCUUGAAGAAAAAAUGGGUGGAGCUCAGGUCUCUGCACUUACAGGAACAGCGCCUGUUGCAUGGAGACACAGCAAACUCCCCAAAUUUGGAAAACAUGGACCUCGACGAGUCGUCCUUGUUUGGAAAUCUGCUGGGGCCGAGUCCAGCCCUCCUGGACCGGCAUCGACUGUCCAGUGAGAGCAGUUGUAAGAGUUGGCUGAGCUCCCUCACAGUGGACAGUGAGGACGGCUACCGGAGCAGUAUGUCUGAGGACUCCAUCCGGGGUGCCUUCAGCCGGCAGACCAGCACCGACGAUGAGUGCUUUCACUCUAAGGAUGGAGACGAGAUUCUGCGGAAUGCUUCUUCCAGGAGAAACCGGAGCAUCAGUGUCACUAGUAGUGGGUCCUUUUCUCCCUUGUGGGAGAGCAAUUACUCAAGCGUGUUUGGGACCCUGCCCCGGAAAAGCAGACGGGGUAGUGUCCGGAAACAAAUUUUGAAAUUCAUCCCUGGCCUUCAUCGUGCAGUGGAAGAGGAAGAGAGUCGCUUUUGAUGGGCUGCUGCAGACCUUUUGAAUUGGCUUGUUUCACAAUCCUCUCUCUACCCGCCAAGAUGAACCCCUGGCUUAGUGGGAAAGUACAGAUAGACUGUGAAGCUCACAUCCCAUCUCACAGCAGCAGUGACCUUUAAGUUCUUAUAUUGUUAUUUUUGGGGUCUUAUAUCAGAGGUUUGUUUUUGUUCGUUUGUUUGUUUCAAUCAGUAGUGUUCAACUUCUAAACAGACAUCACAAGAGGAAAGUAAUAGGUUAAAUAAUGUAAUAAUAUGUCUGCUCAUUCUAAUGCUGGCCAGGAAAGUACAAAAAUAUUUAUUAUACUGACCAUGCAUGUAAAAAGUGGAGAAUUCUUAGAUCAAGUAAGAAUAUAGACCGACAGAAUAUAAUUAUUGGGUUGCUUUUAAUAUGUUAAUUUGAUAGACUACAAAACCUCCUAUUUGCUUCAUUUACUCUGUAGCCUCUGGGAGCUUGCCCAAGAGAGAAUUAAAAUUGUUUUCAAACCAUUAAAGGAUCAUAAAACAUAGCAUCAUACGCAUCUUCUCACUUCAGCAGUGACAGUGAGGCGGGAGAGAUGCCUAGUAUUGGUGCAGAGGAGAGCUCUUGGUGCUGGGAUCCUAUGCCACUCCCCACUCCAUCUCUAAACAGAGUGAGUGAGACUCUCAUUAUUUUCGCCCAUUUCAAUUUUUAUUUUCUGCCUGAACAUUCAUGCCAAGGCCAGAAAUCUCAGGAUCAAAUCUAUAGAUCUGUGAUUGUAUUUUCUGCAAAUGUCUAAAAUUCUAAAAAUGAGAAUGGGGAAGGAACAUUUCUUCUGUAUGUUUAUCUCCUGCUACACCUCAUUAAACAUUCCACAUAGGUAUCACCUCAGCUCGAAGUUCCUUGUUAGCUGUGCUUGUAUUGUACUCUCACCUGUCAAUCAUGCUCUAUGUUAUUUCAACAUCCAUUAAACUCUGUUCUGGUGAUACAGCUGUUCAUUACCUGUAUGCUCAAGUAAAUAACCAUGUGAUAAAGACUUAGGUUGAUUCCAAGCACACUCUCUCCCUCCACCCUUUCGGGGUGUGUGUGUGUGUGUGUGUGUGUGUGUGUGUGUGUAUGUGUUUGUGUGUCUUCAACAGAGCUGAUACAUUUAAGUGAAUUUCUAGUUGGUCUAUAGAAAGCAAUUUUGAUUUUUAAAAAAGUGAAGUAAAGUCUGUAGGAUAAUAAGUAGUAAAAUUUAUCUAAGUGGGACCUGCUGCCUAUAAACUCUUUGAACUAAGACACAUGUUUUUUUUGUUUUGUUUUGUUUUUUUCCGUGUGUGUUAUUCGGCACACUUCUCAGGUAUACCAGCAGUGCUGUCUCCCAAAUAUGGAGUGUAAGGCAGUCUAAAAGCACCUUAGAACAACUGGAGACAGGAUACAAAAAAAAAAAAAAAAGAAAGAAAGAAAGAAGGAAAGAUAGAGGGGAGGGGAGAGGAGAGAGAGAGAGAGAGAGAGAGAGAGAGAGAGAGAGAGAGAGAGAGAGAGAGAGAGAGAGAGAUCAGGGAUGCAGAGCCUGUGGUCAUGGCUUGUCAGUGUUGUCCUGGCUAGAAGUGAAAGCCAUUUCUUCUUGGAUGUAGCCAAUACUCUUGGCUUCUUUAGGAAUCGUUACUCUUUUGCUGGUUCUGGUGGAGUUAUAUUAGAACAACUGGAGCUUUCUCAUCAGGGUUGUGUAUGAUACAGGGACUUAAAAUGUCUGAAACUCAACUCUCACCAAAAAAAUCAACAGUGGCUUUUGAGUUGUCUCAGAUGAAUAGUAAUGGCACAGACUCAUGUGGGAGUAAAACUAACAAGCUUUAUUGUGGAAAGAUGGGGAAAGGUGACAAAUCAAAGGGGAAACUCCUGAAAACAGGAGGGGUUCCCAAGAAUGAAAAAGCCCUGAAAAUAUCUGUCUAGAAGUGUUUUUUUUUUCAUUUUUGUUUAUAGGAUUUACAACAGAAAUUGACAAAGACUGUGAUCAUUUCUAUUGAGAUGGAUCAGUUCUCUAGGGUAUCAUGGCCCAUGCUAAUAGAGGAACAACACACUCUGAGCAUAUCUUACUGCUUCAAUCACGGGAAUGAUCAUGCCCUGUUUGCAUGCUGCCCACUCUAUCCAGAGUACUUGCAGAGUUCCAGCUUUGUUCAUCUCUGAGUUCUGUUAGUUAGCUACUGGCCUUGAUUUCUGUCUGUUAGCUGAUAGCCCUCUCGUCGUUGAUAUCGUAGUUAUAUUGCCAGCUGUUAAUUAAAUUGUGGCCUCUAUAUGAUCAGUUUGCACUUUAAUCAUUUCAGAGGGAAAACUCAAUCAAAGCUACAAAGGUGUAGCUGCGACUGUCCUUAUUACUUCAUGUUAGGUCUUUGCUUAUGGGGCAGUCUCCUUUCUGAAUUAGAUGGACACUUCUUAUUAGAAGAUGUACUACCUACAUUUUAGUCUGUCACAGUUGAAACACAAGCAAGACUAUAGGGAAGGACAACUGCCUUGUUUAUGUUCCUGCAGUGCUGCAACCUGCAAGGGAUUGACCUGACUCGGACACUGGAAUGAUGUAACAACAGACAUAGGAACAGAAAAGCUGGAUAGAGUAGGUCACGUGCUUUGAUGAAGAUGUUCCAGCAUCCAGCAAACUCAGCAUGCUUGUGACAUAGCUUAACAAAGGUGUGGGUUAGCUAAUCUUGGUAAGAGGUCUCUUUGUAGAGGAACAGUCUAAGGCUGCAGAUAUCCCAGAGGAGAAAGCCAUACUUGAUACUUUCACACACUGUCACCAUCUAUAUUCUGACCAGGGGAAGGCCUUGCCAUUUCUGUGGGUCUGAGACACUGGGGUCUUUUGACAUGGUAGCACUCAUGUCAACAUACACAUCAUCUCUAGACUUUAUCCAUUCCCCCAGGACAUUGGCUGUCGGGCCUGCUAGUCCUGACCUUACUAGCCAGUCUAUGUUCCUUGUGUCUAGUCAAAGGUUUUAACCCCAACCUUUUUAUUUUUAACCCCAGUGUCUGUUUUGACCUUCCCCUUUGUGAUCAACAAGGAAUCGUCACCAUGAGCCCCUUCCCCUUCCUACCUGCAGAGUGAUAGCAACAGCCUCAGCUCGAUGAACUUCCCACUGUAAUACUUUUAAUUCACCUGCCAGAAAAUAUUAAAAUAUAAAUUGUUGAGCCAAUAGCGAAAUAUCUCGUGGUCUCUGGAGAGUAGGACACCAACAAUUUAGGGUGAUUCUUUUCUUAGCUUUCAUUAGCAAGCUUUCAAAUACAGUACAUAAGUACUUAGAUGCUACAACACAUUACAUUUUCUUUACAAUACAUUAAUUAAUUGCAAUACAUUAAUGUUUCCUUAAGAGUUUUAAAACAGUUAUCAUUGAGCUAGCACAGCAUUUUCUUUUCCUCUUUUUAGGACUAUCAUGCUAAAGAUCAGCUUACAUGAAUACAGCAUCUUGAUCUCCGCCCAUGACGUAUGGGGAAGAGAUGUGCGUUUAUAUGGGUCAAAGUUUCCCGAAAGUGAGAACCUGUUGCAGAGCCACUUCAGAUCAUCUGAGAAAGCAGAGCAUAGGUCACCGGCUUCUCUUGCAAACGUCUGUUAGUAAAUGUCAAAUGCAAAGUGGGGACCAGGAAGGGAUGGAGCCAGUACCAAGUUCAUUUGUGUUGAGAAGAAUUAGCAUCAAAAGGUAGACCUGUGUUCUUGGGGUUGGAGGAGAGGAAGCAAAACUGGUUAACCAGAGCACAGGAAGGAAGGCUAUGCCAUGUGCUUAGUGUUCACAAGCAGUUUAAUGUAAAUGUAGGGGAAUUUCAUACCAUGUUUUAGUCUGUGUCUGACCUGAGUGGGACCUUAGAAGAAGCUCCUGUGGCACUGUGGCUCACUUGGAUGUAAUUUAUGGGGAAAAUACCUUAAAAGCCGUUUUACUUUUUUUUUUUUAAUUUUUUGAAUUCUGAAGUUGUCAGGUAUGUAAUUUUGGUGCAUUGCACUAAUUGACAAAUCGUUAUGAAACUACUGUUUUCUAGAACGGUGUCUGAUAAACCAAUUCUGAGUCAUGCCGAUUCUGAACUGCAUAAUCACUGAGCUCAAAGACUAGGGCACGAAACAAGUAGGAGAGAAAAGAGUUUUCUCUUUUUGAUACUUUAUGUGUCUGAGUGCUGUACCUGCAUCCAUGUGUGUACCGUGUGCUGGCAGAGAUCAGAAUGCAUCAGAGUCCUAUAGAACAAGAAUUACAGAUGGUUGUUAGCCUCGGCGUAGAUGGUUUGAACUGUGUCUGGUCCUCUGCAAUGGCAUAGCCACUGAGCCAUCCCUCCAGUCCCAGAAAAGAGUUUUUUAAAAAAAUUAACAACUUUAACUCAAAACAUUCUACUUUUAAUACUUUUAUAUCUUAUGUGCAUGACACAAAUGGUAACAGAAACAUCAAUUUGAAUCAAAGAGACUGAACUUAAAUCUAGUUUAUGUGCACUCUUGAUGAAGUGUGCUUCUGCAUGUAGACAAAGUAGAGUAACUAAUAUGUUACUAGGCUGAGUCCUUCAGGUUACAAACACUGUUGCUUGCUGUCUACUUGCAUACAGAAUUGUGGACUCCCAAAUGAAAGUAUUUAUGUUCUGAAAUAAAGAAUGCUUUUUUGGCUAUCAG
Messenger RNA from Mus musculus (house mouse), 5735 nucleotides. It is a transcript of the gene Cytip, whose product is annotated as cytohesin 1 interacting protein. The record is from RefSeq and is marked validated. Bases 68 to 1147 code for a protein of 359 amino acids. NCBI's taxonomy places the organism in Eukaryota, Metazoa, Chordata, Mammalia, Rodentia, Muridae. The transcript has 8 exons. Gene Ontology annotation, cellular component: cell cortex; cytoplasm; cytosol.